AAUAAAGCAGCGGCAACAACAAAACAGUGCGCGACGCAACAGCAGCACUUUUUCAACAAUUUACGAAAUAAACACAAAAAAACUGAAAGAGUGGCAGUGAAACGCGGUUUGUGCUUUAAGUAAAUCAAAGUGGUGAAAAAUAUUAAAUUGAAAACAAUAAAUAAACGCGUAAAAAGAGCGACGCAAAUUGCGUGGCACACAAUAAAACACGCAGCAAGCACGUGUGCUUGUUGGCUAGGGGGGGAUGUAAGAGACGCGCGCUACGCAAUUUUUGGAUGCUACGCAAUAAGAUAGCCCGAAAGCUACGCAAUUUCCGCUACUGUCCGCUGUGGGGCGCUCUACGCACCUGCCCUACAAAACCAUAUAAAAAAAACAACAAACUCGAAACGUCGAUGCGGCGACCGCUGCGCUGUUUGUCGCUUGCUGCUUCUGCUGCUGACGUGUGCAAACGAGUGCGAAGCGACGACGACAGGAUAUUUAACUAAAGCAAAAACAACAACAGCAACAGUGGCAGCAAAAACGACGACAGCAGUUGCAAACUGCACGACAAAAUUAACGAAGUGUCCAGUGUGGUGCAAUUGAACGACACACCGCACGCAUACACACACACUCAGCAAAUACAAUACACAAAACAGAAGGCAAAUGACAGCAAAAAGAGCAACAGCAGCGAUAACGAAAGUGCAGCAACAAGAUUAACGGCAGCAGAAAAUGCAGCGCCACGCAGCGCACAGUAGAUUGCAUAAAAAUCCUGCUCAAGAAUAAGAAGUGCAUACAAAUACAAAUACAAACAAACGCAAGUGCAAUCACACACAAACACAAGUAAAACAAGCACAUAACAAACUCACGUACACACACACACACACACACACACACAAUCAAGAACAGCAGCAGCUACAGCAACAACUAGAACAAGAAGAAGAGCAACAGAAGUUAAAAACAGCAACAACAACAAUAAGAGCAGUGACUACAGCAACAACAAGAACAAGCACUACAGCAGCAAAUACAACAACAACAACAGCAACAAGCAGCAGCAAACAACAACAUUGAAAAAAAAGGGCAAACAGUGCGCGCACAAACAAGGUGGAAAGUAAAAAAGUUGUUUGUCAACUUGUGGCGUCCAUUGCACACCACCCCCCUCUCUCUCUCUCCCACCCUUCGCAGCUGCGCCCGCGCCCUUGUCCACUGUUGAAACUUCUGCUGCUGCGGCUGCUGCUGUUGCUGUUGCCGCUCAAAGCACAAAUGUUGCAGCAACAAAGUGUCUGGCUGUACUGCUGCUGCUACCACCAAGUGGAAGUGCAACUCCGCGUCCAGUGUGCAUGCAACAGCGCCUGCGGCCAGUGCUAAGUGGCAUCCACCAAAGCAAGUGAAAAAUCAUCAUACCAGUAAUAGCAACAACAACAACCACAGCAACAACAACAACAACAACCAGAGCAAUUUGUGUUUUAGUUUUUUUUUUAUUUGUGAGUGGUGCAACAUCAUGUCGACGGUAACACGCAGCGCGAGCGCAAGUCCUUGCAUGGCCCUCAAUGGCAUCAUCGAUGCCAGUUUGUUCCCCUUGAAGUCCACCAGCGAUGUGGUGAAUCUCUUUCGACGCGCUCUAACCAGCGCCAUCGAGCCUGAUCUGACGCUGCUCUCCAUCGUUGUUGGCUACAUCGAGUUGUCGCUCACCACCGGAGAAGCGGCUCAGGCGGCGCAGGCAGCACAAGCGGCACUAGGCAACAGCAGCGAUGUCAUCAUGGGCAACAGUGUUCCGUUUCCGGUGGUCACUCAUGAAUUGAUCGCAGGACUCUAUAAGAAAUUCCAGACCAUCCUGUCAGUGGUGGACAAGCCAAAGCCGCAUCGCCAGGCGACGCGCGACAUCAUCAAGAAGGUGUCAGAUGUCAUCUGGAAUUCGCUAAUACGCAGCAGCUACAAGGAUCGGGCACAUCUGCAGAAUCUCUACAGCUAUUUGUCGGGCAACAAAUUGGAUUGCUUUGGCGUUGCGCUUGCCACCACGGCGGGAUGUCAACUGCUCGGCUAUCGCGAUGUGCGUUUGGCCAUCUCCGAGGAUCAUGCGUGGGUCAUGUUCGGCCAGAAGCGUGUGGAAAGCAUCGAGGUGACCUGGCAUGGCAAAGGUAGCGAGGAUAAACGUGGACAGGACAUUGGCGCUGGCAUUGAAUCCGGCUCUUGGCUAUAUCUAGGUGGAUUGGCUGUGGUCUGUGAACGUGGCAUGGAAGUCGCUGCCAUCUGUGUGGCAUUGAACAUCUCCCUGAGUGCGAAUAGCGAUUGUGUGGAAGUUGCCGAGCUGCAGCAACAGUUGCUGUGGCUGCUCUACGAUUUGGGGCAUCUGAAGCGUUAUCCCAUGGCACUGGGACUACUCGGUGAACUGGAGGAGAUCAAUCGCACGCAUCGCAGCAUCAGCUGUGAGCAGUUGUUUCGCGAAGCGAUCGAAGCGUCCCGCAGCUAUUAUCACAAUCAUCACGUUUAUCCGCACAUCUUUCAGGGCAACUAUUACAAUCGGUUGCUCAAGUAUCGCGAGGCAUUCGCCGCCUGGGCCAAUGCCGCGGAUGUGAUCCGAUUGUAUACUUAUCAAUGUCGCGACGAUGAGGAAAUCUACAAGGAGCUGCUGGACAUUGCCAACGAGCUGAUACCCUAUGUGAUGAAAACGGAGAGUUCGGGGCAUUCAGCACGUAGCAUUCUUCGGGAUGCGGAAGUGUUUGCCAAUCUGUUGCGUUUCUACGAUGGCAUCUGUCAGUGGGAGGAGGACAGCUUGACGCCCAUUUUGCACAUUGGUUGGGCCAAGCCGCUGGUGAAUAACAUUACCAAGUUCGACUAUGAUAUACGCUCGCAGGUGGUCAUCAAGCUGCCUGAGGAUUUGGAAGCGGAGGAGGUGGCUAAGAAGGCAGCAGCAGCAGCAGCAGUUGCCGCAGCAGCAGCAGCAGCUGAGGAGGGCAACAACAACAAUAACAACACUGUUGUUAAGAAGGAUGAAAAACCCAAAUCGGAGCUGCCCACAACGCUGGCGGAUUUAACAGCUGCUUGCGGUGAAAAGAUUUUAAAUCCCGAUUUUUUGCUGCAAGGCGGCGGUCAACCGUUUGCCGAUCAGAAGCAGCAAGCAACGGUGGAGACGGAGACGGCUAACAGCAACAAUACAGACAAGGAGGCUACAACAACUACAACUACAACAACAAGCAAUGGCGGCAGCGCGGCGCAAUCGCCGCCAACUGAGGCAGAGCACAAAGAAGCUAAAUUGGAGGAGAACAACACCAGAAGCAGCGGCACCAGCAAUAACGUUGAGCAGGCGACGCCAAUUGUCGAUGACUAUGAUCCGUUUGAGAUCAUGCUAAAGCGUCCCGUGAUCACGCUACACAGUCAGAAGAUGAAGGGUCUGAAGGAUCUGCUGCUGGCGGAGAAACUCAACACGCAUGCCAUAUCAUUGCAGGUCACCGCGCAGUCGGUGGCAUCGCGUAAAGUGCGUGGAGCAGCAGUGGACAGUAGUCGACAGCCGGCAACCAUUUCGGCCACAAUCACAGCGAUAGCGUCCACGGAAGUAGUCGGAGGAGCUGGAGGCGGAGGCGGAGGCAGUGCAGCGAGUGCAUCGUCGGGGGCGGGGGAUUCAAUUGCAGCAUCGCGACCGAAGCGUACAAGACGCGAGUAAACACAAAAAUCGAAAUUGUAGUAAUUUGUUGUUUGUAUUUAUAUAUAUUAUAUAUGUAUAGAUGUAUAUCGUAUAUUGUAUAUGUGUGGUUUGCAAGCAUAUUCAGCGACUCGUUGGACUUGCAAACUUUUAUUGGCAUUAAUCCUUUACUAUUAUGCAUAUAUAGUUAUGCGCUAUAAAUAUUUUUGAUGUUCGAUGUGUAUUUAUGUAGUUUAUAAGCGCGCAACAAAAACCGUUAGAGAACGCUUAGCGUUUUAAAAAGAGAUCAACACUCACACACACACACACACCUUAUACAUACACACCACACACUCACACACACACAAACUGAAGAAAGCACACAAAGCUGUCGACUAUUUAUAAAGAGUUUGCUGUAAGAACAGCGAGUCAAAUCGAACGAGUUUAGUAAAGUCUCGCUCGAUUUACUCGCUCUAACGUAUUUGUAACCGUAUUUUAGUCUGUUAAUAUUGUCUAAUGAAUUAAUUUGUAUUGUUUUUGUGUAUUUAUUACUACAACUUGUUUCCUCACAAACAAAUUCCUCCCUAUAAUUUUUGCUUAAGCUCAAACGUAACUUUAUUGGUGCUCUUCUACGAAAAAUUUGAAAUAUGUGUAAACAAAAGUACUAUACUACAUCUAUAUCUAUAAAUUAAUCUAUGUAUAUCUACUAAUUUAUGCAUUUUAUGAGGCUAAGCUGUUUUUUUUAUGUUUUGUUUACAGUAAGCAGAAAUAUCUAAACACACAACCACAAAAAAUAAAUAGAAAGAACAUAGGACAUUUAUUAACGCAACGGAAAACAUAUUUAACACUUCCUCUCUAUAUGUGAUAAACUGUUUUUUCUAGAAAGCUUUCAUAUACUUAUUAUGUACUAUAAAUAUACGUAUCUAAUAAUACACUAACCAUAAAACAUAAACAUAUACAUAUUUAUCAAAAACUACUUUAUACUUAAACACUCACACUUAACAAAAACAAAAACAAAAACAAAACAAGGGCCGUGGGAGGGACGCGGCAUGCACUUUUUAAAUAAUCGAUCAAAGAUCCAAAUGCUAAAUAUCAGCAAAAACAAAACAGAGUUAUUUUAUUUUGUUACAACUUUCGAAUAAGUAUUGUAAAAAAAGUAAAAAAAAAAAAAAUAACAAAAAAUAAUAAGCAAACCGGAGCUUAAAAACAAAUUGUUAAAUGAUGAUAAUAAGCAUUAUUUUUUCUUUUAUUUGUGCGUCGUGCGUCUGUGAUGAAAAUUGUAUAGAGCAGAGAAAACGAGGAAGCGAUUAAGCCCAUUAAAAAAAAACUAAGUAAACAAAAACAAGAGAACACAAAUCGAACAAUAAGUUCAAAUGGUAUUAAUUAAUUAAUCAAAUGUAUGGUGUUUUAUUCCUUUAUAAAAGUAGCAUAUUUAAACUACAAACAAAAACAUAAAAAGAAAACAAAUCUAUAUUAAUACAUACAUAUGUAGAUAUAUUUUGGCAUACAAAAUUUUUACCGUAAGCUAUGAAGUAAAAAGUAAAAAAACCCAACACUUUUGGCAAACAAAAAUCCAAUCCAAAUUUCUAAACAAAAAAAAAAUAAUCUAUCAAGCAAAACAGCAAAAUGAAUACAUGCAAUAAAUCAAAAGCAUACCGCAAACUAUUUAUUAUCAAUGUUAAACGUUACGUAUAUAUAUAUAUAUUUGCAAUUGCUCAAUAACCCUAUUAGCUUGAAAGUCAAAUAGCCACAAGUCAAAAUGUUAAAAAAAAAACAAUAAAUGCAUCUUUCAAAAAGCAAA
Drosophila albomicans is the source of this 5396-nucleotide messenger RNA. RefSeq names its product menin (gene Mnn1). The record is from RefSeq and is a predicted model, not a curated record. The transcript is spliced from 3 exons. Gene Ontology annotation, biological process: negative regulation of cell population proliferation; negative regulation of cell cycle; regulation of transcription by RNA polymerase II. Gene Ontology annotation, cellular component: histone methyltransferase complex; nucleus; chromatin. Gene Ontology annotation, molecular function: Y-form DNA binding; chromatin binding; transcription cis-regulatory region binding. Lineage: Eukaryota; Metazoa; Arthropoda; Insecta; Diptera; Drosophilidae. The coding region runs from base 1478 to 3637 and encodes 719 amino acids.